This is a messenger RNA of Olea europaea var. sylvestris, 1663 nucleotides long. Its product is annotated as protein RETICULATA-RELATED 4, chloroplastic-like. Lineage: Eukaryota; Viridiplantae; Streptophyta; Magnoliopsida; Lamiales; Oleaceae. The transcript is spliced from 8 exons. Bases 137 to 1357 code for a protein of 406 amino acids. The record is from RefSeq and is a predicted model, not a curated record.
ACCUUUAAGACAAAAUGCACGCCUCUCGAAAGUCUCUGCAGCGCCACCAAUAAAUAGAAAGACAAUUUGUUAGAGAUAGCCGUUAACCGCCGCCACCUGCCGGCUGCCACCACCACCGCCAAGACCCCUUGCCAAAAUGGCCAUCUCCACCACCCUCAAUCUCUCACCAACGACGCCACGCUAUCUCUUUCUGCACCACUCCUCUUGUUUCUCAUCGCCGUCUAUAUCGCUGUCCCCCACCCUAACAAAACCCACCCUUCUUUCACUUGCUUUAACCCACACCCAAAAGCGCCCCAUAUUCUUAGCCUUCUCCUCCAAUGCAGCCUCCACGAAUAGUAAUAUUGACUACAACCUUGUGAGUGGCGAUGGCAGUGGAGGAAGCGACAACGGCAGAGGCGGAGGAGGAGGAGGAGGAGGCGGAGAUAAUAAUGAUGGAAGCGAUGACAGUAACAAGAAGAACAACAAAGAAGAGGCCUUUAUGGCAUUAGCUGAGGCCAGUAGGAGUCUUGAGAGUUUGCCAAAGGAUUUGAAGGCAGCCAUUGAGGAUGGAAAAAUACCGGGAUCGAUUUUGUUGAGAUAUUUUGAAUUGGAAAAGUCUGGUUUGCUUUCUUGGUUAAUGAAGUUUGGUGGAUUCAAGGAGAGAUUAUUGGCUGAUGAUCUCUUCUUGGCUAAAGUCUUCAUUGAAUGUGGCGUUGGAGUCUUCACCAAGACUGCUGCAGAAUAUUCACGACGGAAGGAAAACUUUUUCAAUGAGCUGGAAAUUGUUUUUGCUGAUGUGGUGAUGGCCAUAAUUGCAGAUUUUAUGCUGGUCUACCUUCCAGCUCCUACUGUUUCUCUCCGACCGCCGAUUGCUGUCACUGCUGGACGCCUUGCCAAGUUCUUUUACAGCUGUCCAGAUAAUGCAUUCCAGGUUGCGUUGCGUGGAACCUCAUAUUCAUUUUUACAGAGAAUAGGUGCCAUAGUGCGUAAUGGAGCAAAGCUGUUUGCUGUUGGCACUACUUCAUCCUUGGUUGGGACGGUUGUGACAAAUGCAUUGAUAAAUGCUCGAAAGGCUGUUGAUCACUCUGCUGGAGAUGAGGUCGAGAAUGUCCCAGUACUGUCAACAAGUGUUGCCUACGGCGUAUAUAUGGCAGUAUCCAGCAACCUUCGAUACCAGGUUUUGGCUGGUGUGAUUGAACAAAGGAUGUUAGAGCCUUUGCUGCAUCGUCACAAGUUAUUUUUGAGUGCAAUUUGCUUUGCUGUGCGAACUGGCAACACGUUCUUGGGUUCCUUGUUGUGGGUUGAUUAUGCUCGUUGGAUAGGGAUUCAAAAGGCUCACGAUGUAGAGUCACAAGUGGGUACUUCAGCUUCAUGCUGAGGCCCGUGAAGUGAAUGUGAGUUUUCCCAUUCGUCGACUAUUUAGAAGUUGUUUACUUGGGAUUUAUCGAGUUUAUCGAAAUGGUCUUCAGAUAUUCACAGGGUUUGUGUAUUGAUAUUAAUAAUUGUGAAUCGAUUAAUUUGGUUUUCAUUUAUCAUUUCUUUUUAGCCUGGAGAUUUAUUUUCCUAGUAAAUGCAUAAACUUGGUUUCUUCGAGUACACAGCUAUGUAUUGUCUUAACUUGAGACAAUACUCAUAAGUUGUUAUUAUUGCUUUAAUAUUGACUUUAAUGAAAUAUUUCUGUCAA